UGUUAAAUACACGCGUCAACUAAGCUAAAAGACCUAACAAUAAGGUGCAUUAGAACAUGUUUUAAGUUUGUAGAAUGUUUGUACGUGUUUAUAAAUUUUGAAGAGAAAUACCGGUCCAGUUUUCAUAAUGUAUUCAGACGAUAAAGAUGAAGAAUAUCAAGAGCCAAAACCAAAAAAGCGUUUAAUUGAAGUUUCAAGUAAUUCUGUUGCUUCUGUCACCAAAGAAAUUAGUGUAGAUUCAAGUGAGAAAUGCCAAAAGCCAAAACCAUAUAAGAGUUCAGCUGAAAUUUCUGAAAUUUUAAAUGAUUCUUUUGAGACUGUAGCCGAAGACUGUAAUGUGGAUGAUCUUGUCGGAAAAUGUUCUGAUGAUGAAGAGGAACCCUCCAAAUCAGAUCCAUAUACAAAGCACUUUGAGCAGGAAUUACCUGAAGAACUUGCAAGUCAAAAAUGUGAGCAUGAAUACAAGAAAUAUGAAUUUCCUGAAAUUGGGAAAUUUAUUUUUUCAAAACCAUUGAUACAAAAUUUAGAGAUCAAAGAACCAUGUGCAAAAAAGUAUGAAUUGUUUGACUUUCAUUGGAAAAAAAAUUUAGUUGAAACUCUGAGAACUUUUAUAAAGUGCUUCAGUAAUUAUGAAUUAGGACUUCUUAAUUUGAUAUCAGGUUAUACAGACAUCAUGUAUAUGAAACAAACCCAUGAGAAAAGUAAAAAUUUAAGGAUGUUGUAUUCAUUACAUGCCUUAAAUCAUAUUCUGAAAUCACGAGCAAAAAUAAUUCAUCACAACUCUAAGUUAUCAAAAAAUUCAGAGGAAGAGUAUAGAGAUCAAGGAUUCACUCGGACAUCUGUGCUUAUAUUAGUUCCAUUUCGACAUGAUUGCUAUUGCAUAGUGUCUUUAUUGUCUCGUUUGCUUCCAGAAUGUGUUGUGAUGAAUAAAAAACGCUUUGAAAAUGAAUAUGGACCACCACCACCAACUCAGAGAAUUAAACAAAAACCACCAGAUUUUGAACAGACAUUUGAGGGGAAUAUUGAUGAGGAUUUUAAAAUUGGUCUGAGAAUAAAAAAUAAAAGUAUAACAUUAUAUUCAGAAUUUUAUUCUUCAGAUUUAAUUAUAGCCUCACCACUUGGAUUACGUCAGAUUGUAGGGGCUGAAGGUGACAAAGAAAGAGAUUAUGAUUUUUUGUCAUCCAUUGAAAUAUUAAUCAUAGAUAGAGCUGAUGUACUUCUCCUUCAGAAUCCACUUCACCUAAUCCACAUAUUAAAGCAUGUGAAUAUUUUGCCAAAAGAAUCUCAUGGGUGCAAUUUUUUCCGUGUACGAUUGUAUGCCUUAAGUGGAAUGGCUAAAUUUUAUCGUCAGACAAUACUCUUAAGUUCAGUUGAACAUAUGUGGUUUGAAGCUUUAAUUUUUCAAAAUUUGUGCUUUAAUUAUCGUGGAUAUUUAAGCUCAGUAUCUGAAGUCAAAAGUCCUGUAAUUGGAAAUAUUUUGGUCCCUAUGAAAAUGUGCUUCAGAUGGUUUGAUACAGAUUCCCCUGAAAGUGAAAUUGAAGAUCGAUUCAACUUUUUUAUUACAAAAGUGUUAUCAGAUUUUAAAGAUCCUGCAAUGGCCCAAACUAUGAUCUACAUUCCAUCAUACUUUGAUUUUGUACGCCUAAGAAAUUAUUUUCGUGAAUCUGAAUUAAGCAGUGUGAUGAUUUGUGAAUAUUCAAAGAAAGGAAAGAUUGCCCAAGCAAGAGAUGUCUUUUUCAAAGGAUAUAGGCAUUUCAUGUUGUAUACAGAGAGGGCUCAUUUUUAUUCCAGAUAUCAUAUAAAAGGGAUUCAACACAUUAUAUUUUAUCAAUUGCCCACUUAUCCAGUGUUUUUUCGAGAAUUGUGCAAUGCCAUCAUAGACUGUAAUCCUCGAAAGAAAUAUGAAGAGAAGAGUUGCACAGUUAUUGUAAGUAAACAUGAUUUAUUGCAGUUGAAGAAUAUUGUUGGAUUGUGUGAAACAAAGCGCAUGAAUACUUCAAAAAAGAAAAUUUUUGUUAAAUAUAUUGAACAAUAAAAAUGUUUUGAAUGAGAAUUAUUUCUUGCUAAAA
Molecule: messenger RNA, 2069 nt
Organism: Stegodyphus dumicola
Lineage: Eukaryota; Metazoa; Arthropoda; Arachnida; Araneae; Eresidae
Product: U3 small nucleolar RNA-associated protein 25 homolog
Biological process (GO): maturation of SSU-rRNA from tricistronic rRNA transcript (SSU-rRNA, 5.8S rRNA, LSU-rRNA)
Cellular component (GO): small-subunit processome; nucleolus
Molecular function (GO): rRNA binding; U3 snoRNA binding
Source: RefSeq, a predicted model, not a curated record